UCUCUAUCUCACUCUGAUUUUAGGGUUAGGGUCUCUCGUUUCGUCCACUUUCCAUUUCAAUUUCUCUCGUCUUCCAGUUAUGGCGAACCGUACAGACCCGUCGGCCAAGAGCAUAAGGGGGACGAACCCGCAGAACCUGGUGGAGAAGAUUGUACGGUCGAAGAUAUACCAGAACACGUACUGGAAGGAGCAGUGCUUCGGGUUGACGGCCGAAACCCUAGUGGACAAAGCCAUGGAGCUCGACCACAUCGGUGGGACCUUCGGAGGUAACCGUAAGCCCACGCCUUUCAUGUGCCUCGUGAUGAAGAUGCUUCAGAUCCAGCCGGAGAAGGAGAUCGUUAUUGAGUUCAUAAAAAACGACGACUACAAAUAUGUCCGGAUACUUGGUGCAUUUUAUUUGCGUCUUACGGGCACGGAUACUGAUGUGUACCAGUACCUAGAGCCUCUGUACAAUGACUAUCGGAAGUUGAGGAGAAAAUUGGCUGAUGGGAAUUAUGCCUUGACACAUGUGGAUGAGGUUAUUGAUGAACUUCUGACAAAAGAUUACUCAUGUGACAUUGCGAUGCCACGAAUUAAGAAAAGAUGGACUCUGGAAGCAACUGGUUCGUUGGAACUGAGAAAAAGUGCUUUGGAGGAGGACUUUGAGGAGGAGGAAGAGAAAGAGGAGAAUGAUCAACUUGAUGGAAUGGAUGAUGAAGUCCAUGAUAGGGAUUAUUAUCGUGGCCGAAGCCCUGUAAGGGAAAGGGACAGGGAUAGAAGACGCGACAGUCACAGAUACAGGGACCACGAUUAUGACAGAGACUAUGAUAGGGAUAGAGACUAUGAUAGGGAACGUGGACACGGACGAGAAAGAGAUAGGAAUAGAGACAGAGAUAGGGAUCGGGACCGUUAUCGACUAAGAGAUGAAAAGGAUCUUGGUCGCGAUAGGGGCCGGGAUAGGCGAGAGAGGGAUCGUGGCAGGAGGAGGAGCUAUUCAAGGAGCAGAAGUCGGAGUAGGGAUCGUGAGGGUGGGGAUAAUCGCAAAAGACAUGGCCGCAGCAGCAUGAGUCCCAGGAGACGGGAUGGGCAUGAUGAGCAUGGCACUCGUGAGGAGUCGAAGAAGAAGAAAGAAAAGAAGGAGAAGAAGACUGAUGGGACAGACCAUCCAGAUCCAGAGAUUGCUGAAGCGAACAGGCUCCGUGCAUCUCUUGGAUUGAAACCUCUGAAGAUGUGAUAAAGUUGGUUGACCUAGUUCAUGUUAAUGCGAAUGUAUUUCAACUGGCUUUGGAUUUGUGAACCUUUUACAGCUAGUGCUUUCAGUAUCUCCUGUACAUCCAUUAAGUGGCACUCGAGUACAUGUAAAGAUCAUUUUUAGCAGUCAUUUUUCAGGAUAAACUGUAACUCUUGGUUUUGUGUAUGGUACUAUGGACCAAAACAAAUGCCGUGCAUUUGUGAAAGCGUUAACAACACUAUUUAAUAUAACAAGGACUAAAUACUUUUA
This is a messenger RNA of Prunus persica (peach), 1480 nucleotides long. RefSeq names its product pre-mRNA-splicing factor 38. Bases 80 to 1213 code for a protein of 377 amino acids. NCBI's taxonomy places the organism in Eukaryota, Viridiplantae, Streptophyta, Magnoliopsida, Rosales, Rosaceae. The transcript has 5 exons. Gene Ontology annotation, cellular component: precatalytic spliceosome. The record is from RefSeq and is a predicted model, not a curated record.